Cladocopium goreaui is the source of this 5262-nucleotide messenger RNA. The record is from the annotation of a GenBank genome assembly. Lineage: Eukaryota; Dinophyceae; Suessiales; Symbiodiniaceae.
AUGUCAAGCACAGCUGCAGAAACAUCUCAGUUGGGUGUAAGCAACCAGCUUGCAUCCUUGGUGCCGACCUUCGACCCAAGUCGAGAUGAUCUGGUGACCUAUCAACAGAAAGUUGAGUUGGUGACGGCCGCAUGGCCGAAAACAAAACUGGCCGAGUUGCAGACGCGACUCAUUCUCAAUACAACAGGUUCAGCUUUUCAGAAGCUACAGAUCCAUCAAGCAGAGCUGGUUACAGGGGAAGAGGCAGCCAUCAAGAAGUUGGUGGAGCUCUUAGGUGGACAAUGGGGCAGAGUUCCGUUGGCCAAGAAGUACGAGGAGGCGGAGAUAGCCUUGUUUCAUACCCAGCAACAUAGCGAUGAAACAAAUGAUUCAUACCUAGCUCGAGCAGAUGUGAACUGGAGUAAGCUUCUGGCCCAAAAGGUGACAUUAGCUGACUUGCAGGCUUUCAUCACUCUCAGAGGCUCUUGUUUGACGGCCGAAGACAAGAAGCGCAUAGUGUUGGAAUCCGAGGCAGCAGGUCAGUUGACAACCAAGAGGGUAGCAGAAUCAAUCAGAAUGUUGGGAUCGGUGUUUUUCAAUGACAUCACGGGUAACAAGCGAACAGUCAAGUCAAAGGUGUACGAUCAAACCGCAUUGAUAGCAGAUGCAUCACAUGAUGGGGAAGAUUCAGAACCCGUCUUCAAUGCCGAAGAUGCGAUGAACGAGGAAGAGGUUCUUGAGAUGCUUCUUCAAGAAGGCGACAGUGAUGCCCUGCUAGUCCAUGACUUUGAAAGUGCCCUCAGUGAGACUGUACAGGAGGAUCCCGAACUUGCCAGUGCCUAUUCAGCCUAUCAAAUAGCCCGACAUAAGCUGAAUGAGAAGGCCCGAAACAGAGGUUUCUUUCCAAGCCGACCGUUCCAGCCUUCCCAGUCCAAAGGAAAGGGAUUUGGCUCGCGAAACUCGUUCAAGGGCAAGGGCUUUUCCAGUUUCAACAGACCAAGAAGGUCGCUCCAGGAUCGGAUUUUGUCAAGCAACUGUAGGGCCUGUGGCCAAAAGGGUCACUGGAAAGCAGAGUGCCCGCUGCGCCAGAACCAGCAGAAUGCAGGUUCCGCCAGUUCCCAAGCUCCAACAGGUACAGUAGUGACCGAGUCCAGCCUUGAGACGAUGGAUAGUUUGCCUCUAGAGUUUUUGCAGCUGCCCAGAUCCGAUGAAGCCGCAAUCGAUGAAGCCACUUUGACUUCAAUUCUCAUGCAGCGGUUGGUGAUAGCCCGGCCCAAGCCCAACAUACGUCCGAUUGUGUCAAAACCGAACACCAAGACCCGAAAAGCCAUGUCCCUGAGUCAGCGCUUGAAGGGUUUGCAGAUGAAGUCCGAACCAAACCCAUCCGAUGUAGCUCAUCUGAGCAUCCAAGACCUCGAGAACGAGAUGGUGGACUUCGGGAAGAAAAACUGCGGCCGCAGCUACAUGGAGGUGUGGAACACCGACCAAGAAUGGGUAGCAUUCAUGGCAGACCGCUACAGCAAGAGCCACAAUCCAGCCCACCGGAAGUUCCUUCGAUUCGUGGAACUCAUGGUUCAACAUCACGAGGAGCAACAGAUGCCUGUGGUGGUCCAGACGGACCUAGGAUCGACCGAGGGUUCUGGCCGUGUCGUCAACCCACCAAGGGCCAAGGCCAACGUGAAGUUCCAGCCCAAGGCAAAGGCGGGUGUGGCUCCGAAUUCUGGCUACCAGGAGCCAACCCAUUUUCCGUUGUUGGACGAAGAACUGCAAGAGGAGAUCGAGAUGUACAACUCACUGACUAUGGUACCAUCUCCCCUGAGCCAAAGCCCGGAAUUCAGUGCCAUGCAGGAGCGCCUGCUGAAUCUCGAGAAUGCUCUGACCAAAGUGGUCAAUCACCUGGAAACCCAGGCCAUGGAGCAAGCGAGCCAGAACCAGGGAUUGAAGGUAGACAGAAGUUGUUCCAUUGGAUUGUUCAGCAUCGGCCCCAACACCUAUGGUAUAGCCCAACAUGUGGUCCCUGGUCAUCCUGGAGUCAUGUCCCAGUCUCCAUUUCAAAGGCCAUUUAGAUGGGCCGUGGGAGCAUGGUGUCAGGUUGCAGAAACAUUGCCAGCCUUCGGACAGCGUUCAGUCCGAUCAGUGUUCCGAAAGCCGAGCCAGAAUCAGGAAAAGUUUCCAAAAUCCGCCUUGAGCAGUCCUGAGCCUCUUCAAGACAAGGAGGAGAAACGACGCCGACUCACGGGAAAACAGUCAACUCGACCACAUUUAGAGGAAUAUCAAAGUUGCCUUCAGAAGAUCCAUCAAAUAACCCCCAGAGUUGGAAAGUAUCAAAUCACAGAAAACCAUAUUUUAUCAGACUUGCAAAGAUUAUUCCCUGACAAACGGAUUGUGACAGCCGUAGCUUGUCGUGGCACUGAUCGCACUCUGGCACCACCGGCUGGGACGAUGCCCAGCAUGGCUCCAUACCGAAAAUCCCUGAUGAUCAUUCGAUCCACAGCGGCGGUGAAGUUUGAGACUCAUUGGGAAAAGUGGCCUGAACUUUCGAACCGUCAGCUAAUACGUCCUGCCCACAGUUGUCGUUUGAAUGUGACCAUGUUUGCCAAAGAUCUAGAGCCAACAAGCACCGAAGAGUCUCAGAGAUCAGACAGCGUAUCGCCGAGCAUCACUGUAGAUAGCCCGCCUCAAUCUGAAAGCACCACGAAGGAUGACGAAGAUCGUCCUGCGGAACCAACCAUCUCACUGGCUCCAGACUUGUCUCCAAGCCAUCCAUCGGAACAAGUCAGCCAAAGCACCAGCGUUUUGAGGUUGCCGAAGUGGGAACGCCAGAAACUCAUGCAGAUCCAUAAGAAUCUAGGCCAUCCUACCAAUGAAAGACUUGCCAAGGCCCUUCGAAAUGCUGGACAACGUCCAGAGAUGGUUCAGGAGCCUGACCAAUUGCAACCAAAAGGGUUUCGACACCUAUUGCAGCUUCGCGAGUCAGCAAGAAAGGCAUUCCACAUCGCUGACAACAGAAUCCCAGAAGAUGGCGUCCUACCUGAGGACAUUACCAGCUUGCAACAACAAAUAUCACGCAUGAGUCAAGACCUACCAACCAUCCCCGAAGGAGAAGAGAUCAACAUUCCUAAUGAACCUGAUAGUCCCUAUAGCCCCUCCAUAGCCAGUGAUCGCCGUGAAAGCGACCCAAGUCUCUCAAGUCCCAUGAGACAGCCUGACCAAGAACCAGAGAUCGAGAGUCGCCAGGUGUCACAAGCCCUGGAUGAAUCAAAUGCCACCAAUGAUCCGGAAAAUCACGAUUUCCAACUUCUCUGUGUAGAGGAAGCAGAUGCACUCGGCACCACCGAAUCUCAGGAUCUUGCUUGGAGAUGCGAGUUUGAUGUAACACUUCCUGAAAAUACCAAUGUGGAAAAUCUGUCAUCAACAGAAGCAUGCAUUCUGUUGGCGACCAAUGCCAAGAAACAGAGAACAGAAGUAAGAUUGCAUGAGCUCAACAAGCAAGAGAGAGAACAAUUCGAACAAGCCAAGGCAGCCGAGGUGGCCAAUUGGAUCCAGACCAAAACUCUGACCAAGGUUCUCAGACAUCAGAUUCCAGAAUCCCAAAUCUUAAGAUGUCGAUGGAUACUCACCUGGAAACCAAUUGACAAUACAGGGUCAAAUAAUGGUAACCAACAGGGGAAUAACUAUAAGGCUAAGGCUCGACUGGUGGUAUUAGGAUAUCUUGAUCCAAACAUUGAAGAAAUCCCAAGAGAUAGUCCCACCUUAAAUAAGACCUCACGAAUGCUCAUCCUUCAGACCAUCGCAAGUCACAACUGGACUCUGAAGUCAUUUGACAUCAAAGCAGCUUUUCUGCAGGGCCAGCCACAGGCCGACCGAGUGAUGGCUGUGGAACCAGUUCCCGAGAUCCGCAAAGCAAUGCAGAUGGGUCCAAAUGAAGUAGGCCAGUUAAACAAGGGAGCUUAUGGUUUGAUCGAUGCGCCAUAUCUAUGGUACAAAGCACUUGUUGGGGAACUCACUAGAUUAGGCCUGGAAACGAGCCCAUUUGACCCAUGUGUAUUCAUACUAAGAGGAACCAAGGGAACCCCUCAAGAAGGACAACUACUUGGUGUCGUGGGAAUCCAUGUCGACGAUGGGAUUUACGGAGGAACACCAGAAUUUCAAAGGGUCAUGGAUAAGCUAGAACAAAAGUACGCUUUUGGGUCAAAAAGCUCAACUGCCUUUACCUUUACAGGGAUUGAACUCACCCAAAAAUAUGAUCACAGUAUCGUUUUGAGUCAAUCGGCCUAUGUAAGAAAAAUUCCAUCAAUCCCCAUUGAAGUUCAUCGCAAAACACAGCCUGAAUUGCCAGUCACAGAGACCGAAAGGGGCCACCUGCGGGGCCUAAUCGGAUCACUACAGUAUGCAGCAACAAAUACCCGACCUGAUCUUUCAAGCAGACUCUCACUACUUCAGUCAGAAAUCAAUCAAGCCAACAUUGAGACACUACAAUCUGCCAAUCGACUACUUCACGAAGCCAAACGAUACCAUGAUGUAACCAUCACCAUAAAGCCCAUACCACAUCAAAGCUUCAGAUUCAUGGCUUUCUCAGAUGCAUCCUUUGCCUCAACUAAGAAACCCGACUCCCAUGCUGGUUCAAUUAUUGUAGGAACUCAUGAAGAUAUUAACAAUAAUUCCCAGUGCCCAAUCAGUCCUUUAACUUGGGGGAGCAAGAAGAUUCAGAAGGUCGUGACAAGCACCUUAUCAGCAGAGACCACUUCCUUGGCAUCCGCUUUGGAUCAGAUGGCUUGGAUCCGACUGCAUUGGCGAUGGCUACACGAUCCGAAAGUGCAAUGGCGAGACCCAGACAAUGCCCUACUUCAACUAGAACCUGCCAUUUCUGUUUCCACAGUGAAUGAAAAUCAAGAUGUGGCAAUAACUGACUGCAAAUCCUUAUUUGACCUGAUCACCCGGACCGCACCACCAUCAUGUUCGGAAUUCAGAGUUCAGCUCAUGGCUAGGUCGAUAAAGGAAUCGUUAAAGGAGGGCAUUCAACUCCGAUGGGUGCACACCGGUGCUCAAUUAGCAGAUGCGUUGACAAAGGCCAUGCAGGCACACUUUCUCAGAGAAACCUUAAGACUAGGACAAUACAGACUAGUGGACGAAAAUACAACCCUCAAAGCCAGAGCACAAUCCAGAGAUCGUGUUCGCUGGCUGCGUGAGAAUACAAGCACUGAGUUGGAUCAAAAUAUAAAAAAGGACGAGUGUGAAUAUCCAAUUGUGGACCCACCACUUGCUUCAGGUACCAUGGUUUGA